UCAUGCAUUCUGAUUGAUAGAUUUUUUAGACGCUUCCUUGCACUGAAUUUCACCCUUUUUCCGAUCACUAUUUUUAAACUUUAAAUUGCACCAGUUCCUGCUGUCACAUUGCAUUGACCACCACUUGUAUUAAUUUCCUUACUAUACUUGUUCACCUACAUUACAUGCUCCUUCACUAUACACCCAGAGGGAAAUUGACCUCACUCGGUUCACAUUUUGAGUUUAAAUCUCUCAUUUUCACGCUCCAGAUUGCUGCUAAGAGAGGCAAAUCAUGGGCAAAGCUACUAGAUGGUUGAAGGGGUUGCUGGGAAUGAAGAAAGACAGAGACUGCUGUGGCUAUUCAGGCUCGCUGACUACUGACAAGAGGGAAAAGAAACAAUCGGAGAAGAAUGAAGAGAGUCACAUUACAUCAUCUACCAUUGAUCAUACUAAGCGCAGAUUCUAUGUUGCCAAAAAAGAGGGUGUGAAGAACAAACAGGUCACUGGUGUGGCAGUUGAGAGAUCAAGAAGGAGUGGCAGAAACACCUUGAUGAUUGGAAGCAAGGAGGGCUGGGCUGCUGUGUCAAUUCAAUCCAUUUUCAGAGGUUAUUUGGCGCGAAAAGCUCUUAGAGCACUCAAAGGAUUAGUUAAGAUACAGGCUCUUGUCAGAGGGUAUCUAGUUCGGAAAAGGGUGGCUGCAACUCUUCACAGUGUGCAAGCAAUGAUAAGAGCUCAAGCUGUUGCUCGAUCGGUUCGAGCUCGUCGAUCCAUGGACAAGGAAAACAGAUUUCACCCAGAAUCUCCUUCCAGAAAAUAUGCGCAGCAACAGUUUGAUGCAACAAGAAAUUAUCAAUCUCGCAACAGAAGGGCACGCAUAUACUGUAAGGCCCCAUCGGAUGGAUUUGACGAGAGCUCAAAAGUUUCUGAGUUUGACACUCGCAUGGCCCAUUCAAGAUCUCGGAGCAUUAACACUGCAAUGUCUGAAUGUGGAGAAGAGCUGCAUUAUCAAGCAAUGUCCUCCUCACUUCCAUGUCCAGUUAAAGGUCGAAUCUCCCUUCAUGAAAGGCGUCAGCAGCCUCAAGAGUUUGAAUGGUUCUUCAAUCUUGAUGAAGGUAAUAAGUUCUCCUCAGCACACAACACCCCUCGUCUAUCAAAAUGUACGAUACCAGCUACUCCAUUGAAGAGUGUUUGUGGUGACACCUUCAGGAGCUGCUCCGAUUUCCCUAACUACAUGGCCAACACUCACUCUUCUAAGGCCAAACUAAGGUCUCACAGUGCUCCCAAGCAAAGACCGGAACACAGGAAAAGGCUUUCGAUCAAUGAAAUCAUGGCAGCCAGAAACAGUGUCAGUGGUGUUGGAAAGCAGUGGUUGUCCAACCCAAAAACUCAAGACUGCUAUUUCUUUGACAAGGUUAUUUAGGAAUGCCUUUUCACUUGGAGAAUCAAGAUGAACAAUAAAGAGGACAAUGCAGUGAAGUGUGAUUAGUUUUUAGUUUGUUUUGCUGAUGAUGCUUGUAACAGAGUGUGUUUUCUUUAGCACACUUCUGUUUUUCUUGUAACAAACGAUUGUUCCUAUCA
Messenger RNA from Vigna radiata var. radiata (mung bean), 1557 nucleotides. Its product is annotated as protein IQ-DOMAIN 14-like. The record is from RefSeq and is a predicted model, not a curated record. Gene Ontology annotation, molecular function: protein binding. Lineage: Eukaryota; Viridiplantae; Streptophyta; Magnoliopsida; Fabales; Fabaceae. The transcript is spliced from 3 exons. The coding region runs from base 272 to 1399 and encodes 375 amino acids.